Hipposideros armiger (great roundleaf bat) is the source of this 951-nucleotide messenger RNA. RefSeq names its product olfactory receptor 1444. Gene Ontology annotation, molecular function: G protein-coupled receptor activity; olfactory receptor activity. Gene Ontology annotation, cellular component: membrane. The transcript has a single exon. The record is from RefSeq and is a predicted model, not a curated record. Gene Ontology annotation, biological process: G protein-coupled receptor signaling pathway. Bases 1 to 951 code for a protein of 316 amino acids. Lineage: Eukaryota; Metazoa; Chordata; Mammalia; Chiroptera; Hipposideridae.
AUGGAGAAUAGUACAGAAGCGACAGAGUUCAUCCUCUUGGGAUUAACCGAUGACCCCAAUCUUUGGGUUCCCCCCCUCCUGGUAUUUUUGUUCGUCUACCUCAUCACUCUGGCUGGGAAUGGGGGACUGAUGGUAAUCAUCCACUCAGACUCCCGCCUCCACACUCCGAUGUACUUCUUCCUCAGCCAUCUCUCCUUUGUAGACCUGGGUUACUCAUCAGCUGUAGGUCCUAAGAUGGUGGCUGCAUUGCAGUCAGGGAACAAAGUCAUCUCCUACAAUGGAUGUGCUGCUCAGUUCUUCUUCUUUGCGGGUUUUGGCACGGUCGAGUGCUACCUCCUGGCCUGCAUGGCCUGUGACCGCCAUGCAGCCGUAUGUAGACCUCUUCACUACACCACCACCAUGACAGCAGGUGUGUGUGCCCUCCUGGCUAUUGGCUCCUAUGUCUGCGGCUUCCUCAGUGCUUCCAUCCACACAGCAGACACAUUUAGACUCUCCUUCUGUGGUUCUAAUGUGAUUAAUCACUUUUUCUGCGACAUUCCCCCACUCCUGGCUCUCUCAUGCUCCAACACAUGCAUCAGCAAGUUGGUGGUUUUCUUUGUCGUUGGCUUCAAUGUCUUUUUCACGCUCCUGGUCAUCCUCAUAUCUUACCUCUUCAUAUACAUCACCAUUCAAAGGAUGCGUUCUGCUGAAGUACGGAAGAAAGCCUUCUCCACGUGUGCAUCCCAUCUCACAGCAGUCUCCAUUUUCUAUGGCACAAUCAUCUUCAUGUACUUACAGCCCCGCUCCAGCCAGUCCAUGGACACAGACAAAAUAGCAUCUGUGUUUUAUACUGUGGUGAUUCCCAUGCUGAACCCCUUGAUCUACAGCCUUAGGAACAAAGAAGUGAAAACUGCUCUCUGGAAAAUACUCAACAAACUUCAUCCCCAAUCGUUAAGUGUGAGUAGAAAGUAG